This is a messenger RNA of Pieris macdunnoughi, 1209 nucleotides long. The record is from the annotation of a GenBank genome assembly. NCBI's taxonomy places the organism in Eukaryota, Metazoa, Arthropoda, Insecta, Lepidoptera, Pieridae.
AUGGCGAAGUCUGUGAUUCGGACGGCAUGGCGUGUAUCGGGCGAAACGUGGAGAUACUUGUCAAUCUCCCAAAGAACCUCGCCAAAUGCACCUGUAUACCUCAGUGUGCCGAGCUCAACUACUACUCUCAUACAAAGAAGAUCCUUGUUCGUUUUGCCGUUUGGUUUGGAUGUUGGAAUAUUAGGUGUUGCGGCGUAUUUUUAUACAAAAUUACCGAAGCCUGAAUCUAAUAAUGUUAGUAGUAUAUUUGGGCCCGAAUCUGGGUCGAAGGAGAGUGAGAAACAUCCUGACCGAGUUGUUAAAUGCAUAGCUCACAGAGGAGCUGGAUUGGACGCUCCAGAGAAUACAAUGCAGGCUUUUAAAUACUGUGUUGCAAUGGAGUGCAAUUUUGUAGAGAUGGAUGUGAGAGCAUCUCGUGAUGGCCAGCUGGUGCUCCUUCAUGAUCAGGGUCUGGAACGGCUCACUGGAACUGACAUUGCUGAUGUAAGGAUCAUGGACUGGGAUAGCAUUAAGGAUAUUAAUGUUGGUGUAACACAUCCUAAUAGGCAACACUACAAAGAUGUCACUCUUUGUUUGCUAGAUGAUGCCAUAGAUUAUCUCUUAGCCAAUAAAGUUAAGAUGAUAAUUGACGUCAAGGGUGAAGACAAGCAGGUAAUAAAUGGUAUUCUUCGUGUGUUCUCGUCCAAUCCAAUUUUGCAUGAAUACGCGGUUGUGACCACAUUCAACCCAUUCAUAUUAUAUCAGAUACGAAAAAAAGAUCCCAAUAUUGUUGGCGCCAUUAGCUACCGUCCAUACUGCUUUAGUGCUUUGAACUAUGAUGCCGAGAACGGACCCACCAACCCUAGAUUCGCUGGUCGUUUGGCAAUGCAAACAUUCGUUCGGUUCUUGGACGUGAUCCACUCAGCAUUGUGGCGUUGGACAGCUCGGUGGUGUUCAGUUAGCGCAGUUCUACUACACAAGGAUAUUGUCAGUCCACGUGAAGUGGAAUAUUGGCGCGGUCUGGGCAUUCGAGUGGCUGGUUGGUGCGUGAAUAGGCCAGUCGAGAAGUUGUACUGGCGGGCUGUUUUACGGGCGCCGUAUUUGGCCAACACGCUGAUGGGGGAGCCAGAGAUUGAAAAGAAAGUGAUGCACCAUGAUGAGGAUUCCGAGCCGGAGCGUCCAAUCCGUUGUAUGGAGCUGGAGAAAAAAUUAUCUUCCGGUCAGAAUUAA